Protopterus annectens (West African lungfish) is the source of this 969-nucleotide messenger RNA. RefSeq names its product threonylcarbamoyladenosine tRNA methylthiotransferase-like. Gene Ontology annotation, biological process: tRNA methylthiolation. Gene Ontology annotation, cellular component: endoplasmic reticulum. The transcript is spliced from 8 exons. Gene Ontology annotation, molecular function: 4 iron, 4 sulfur cluster binding; tRNA (N(6)-L-threonylcarbamoyladenosine(37)-C(2))-methylthiotransferase activity. Bases 115 to 969 code for a protein of 284 amino acids. The record is from RefSeq and is a predicted model, not a curated record. NCBI's taxonomy places the organism in Eukaryota, Metazoa, Chordata, Ceratodontiformes, Protopteridae.
CUUUAAAGUUGUAGCCGUGACGUACGCAAAACAGCGACAACAGGCGCUGUUUUCUUUUCGCGUGAUGAAGAGUGGUCCAUGCAGCCUGCUACUUUAAGCUGCUGAGAAGAGACAAUGUCUGGUUCAUGUAAUCUUCCUGAAGAUAUUGAGGACAUAGUGUCUGCACAUGAUUUUACACCAUAUGAUCGUCAGACUGCCAAAAAGGAUGUUGUUCCAAAAGCUAGAAGGCGAAGUAGAUUCAAACAGGAGGAGAAUGAAGAGGCACCUUCAAGUGACAGCAAUAUUCCUGGUAUCCAAACAAUUUGGAUAAAAACUUGGGGCUGCUCUCAUAACAAUUCUGAUGGAGAAUACAUGGCAGGCCAGCUGGCUGCUUAUGGAUACAGAAUUACAGAGAAUCCAUCUGAAGCAGAUUUGUGGUUACUGAACAGUUGCACCGUAAAAAGCCCUGCGGAAGACCACUUCAGAAACUCAAUUAAGAAAGCUCAACAGGAAAAUAAGAAAGUGGUGCUGGCUGGCUGUGUUCCUCAAGCUCAGCCUCGAAUUGACUACAUUAAGGGGCUUAGCAUUAUUGGGGUUCAGCAGAUAGAUCGUGUGGUAGAAGUUGUGGAAGAAACAGUCAAAGGUCACGCCGUCAGACUGCUGGGGCAGAAAAAGGAUAAUGGAAAACGGUUGGGGGGAGUUCGAUUGGAUUUGCCAAAGAUUAGGAAGAACCCACUGAUAGAAAUCAUUUCCAUCAAUACAGGUAGCCAUGCCUCAAUAACUGUGAAAUAUGAUUGUGUACCUGUGGAUGUUGAUUUUUACAGCAGUUUUAUGAUGUCCUUUUGGGGUAGAAAAGAGAAGAAUACUUCUGACCUUGAUCAUCUAGACAGCUGUCACAUUCUUGAAGAAAGUCUGAAAGAUGAAUAUUUUGAAAGUCUUAGGUCAAAUUGUAGAAAAUUGGCAGAGUUAUAUGUACGGUAUAAAAUGUAG